Paramecium octaurelia is the source of this 2430-nucleotide messenger RNA. The record is from the annotation of a GenBank genome assembly. Lineage: Eukaryota; Ciliophora; Oligohymenophorea; Peniculida; Parameciidae.
AUGAUAAUAUUCAUCUUUUUAAUAUAUAUAACUCGUCAAACUUAGAUUGAGAUCUAUUAGUUUAAUGCAAGUUCAAAUUUCAGUGAUGGUAAUGUAUCAUUACUUACAUAAUAGAAUGGGUAGGUGGAUAUUUUAGAAAUUGUGGAGAUGUUGAAUAUUUUGGGCCCUCCAUUAGCAGGAUAUUUUUAAAUUUAGAAUCUCAUUCUCAUAUUAUAGUUGAUGCAUAUCUUCUAAGGUAAUUAUUUUCUAAAUUACAAAGCGAUUAUUCCUCUAUGACUGAUUUUUGGAUAGAUGAAUCAACUCAACCUUAUUACUUAUCCUACAGUUAGAAAUACUGCGGUUCAACAUUAAUAUAUUUUUAUAAUAUUUCUAGAACUCUUCAGCACAAAAGAAGAACUGUUUUGAUGGAAUUUUAUUUACAUCAUGGAGGAUUAAUUUCACUAAAAUUAAGUAUUAUUAAAUGUUAAUAUGAAUGUGCUGGAUGCAUCGAGAAUUAUCAUGCAACAUAUUAAUAAUGGAAGCUACAUUAAUACUCAUUAAAUGAUAAACUAAGCCAAAAUUUAGAUGGAUGGACUUUUGUAUCAAAUAAUAGUUAAUAUUAAAUGUUUGGUUGUGGAGGAUGCUAAUUUUAGUAAUUUCUUGAGCUUAAUUAUUCUACUGAAUUACCUCCUCAUUAAGAUGUAUUAAUCAGGUUUUUUAAAAUUGAUAGGAAUACUUUAAUAGUAAAUUACUUAUAUGGUAAAAAAGUUAUUAAUUAUCAUUAUUUAAUAGAAAUAUUGAUAAGAAAUCAUUAAGAUCCUAUAUUAUCAUUAAAUUUUAAAAUCCCAGGUUCAUAUCCUGGCCAAAUAAGAGAUUUUGAAUUAUUUUAUACAGAGCCAUUAAUAAAGGUUCCAACUUUAAAUGAAGGUUGUUUAGAGUAAAUUGAUGAGAAAUGUCUGAUUUGCCAAGAAGGUUGGAUUUAAGCUGAAUUCUUUGAAAAUUGUCAUCCAAUUUGUGGAAAUGGAAUUAUAGAAGGUCAAGAAGAAUGUGAUGAUCAUAAUCUAACAUCUAAUCAUACAUGUUUUUAAUGUAAAUAUUAAUGUGUACAAUUUUGUUAAAUUUGUUAAUUUGGAAUUUGUUUACAAUGUAUAGAUGGAUUUACACUUGUUGGAUUUACUUGUGAUCCUGUGUGUGGAGAUGUUAAUUUAACUCCAUAUUCAGUUGAGUAAUGUGAAUUGGCAGUUAAUGGGGUAUGGGAUGGUUGUAAGGAUUGCAGAUUUAUUUAAAUUGCUGAUUGUAAAACUCACUACUUUUCAAUUUGCUUGGAGUGUGAUAUAGGAUUUUAGAUGAUAGAAAAUGUAUGUUAUCCUAAUUGCGGAGAUAAAAUCAUUCUGGAAUAAUAUGAGGAUUGCGAUGAUGGAAAUUUACAACCUUAUGAUGGAUGCUAUUAAUGCAAAUUCCAAUGUAUUGAAGAUUGCAACAUAUGUAAUCGAGGAUAAUGCAUUUUGAAGUGCUCAGAAGGAUAUUAAUUUAUAAACGAUAGUUGUCACUCUGUUUGUGGUGACCAAAUGGUCACAAAAGAAGAAGAUUGCGAUGAUGGAAAUUCAAUAUAGUUUGAUGGUUGUUUUUAGUGCAAGUAUUCUUGUCCAGAAAAUUGUAUUGAUUGCUAUAAAGGUAAUUGUUUAGAGUGCAAUUAUCAAUACGAGUUAUUAAUUUCGAAUGAAUGCAAAUUAUAAUUAAAAUGCGGAGAUGGAUUGCUUUACGAAUAAGAGGAAUGUGAUGAUGGAAAUUAUGAAGCAGCCGAUGGAUGCUAUGAUUGUUUAAUUGAAUAAAAUUGGAUUUGCAUAACAAUAACAAGAGAUUCUCCUAGCUAAUGCACUUUUGUUCAAGCUCCAAACCUAGGAAUAAAUUAUCUUAAUAUGACUUAAAAUAAAUAAUAUAUUAGCCUCUAAUUUAAUUAAUAAGUAUAGAUAUAUACAUCAUAACCCUUAUCAGAAACUAUAUAUUUUGAAUUAUUAGAAAUAGACAAAAAGCACUGGAACAGCAGCUUAUUUAUAAUAUAGGAUGUUGAAUCAUAUUUAAGUUUUGGAGAGUACGUUAUUUAAAUAGAAGUUAACUAACUGCUUGACUUUAGGCCAGUCUUGAAAAUUGGAGUAAAUCAAACAGUUGCUAAUAUCAUGGGUGUUGUUUUGGUUGAUUCUGAAAAAUACAUUAAAUUAGAAUACCCAAAAUAUCUAGAUGAAACACAGAAGCAAUAUUCUUAAAGUUUGAAAAGUGUUAAUGAAUAUUUAAUUUAUAGUUUAUCUGGGAUUACUGCAGUAAGUCUUCUAUUAGGAAGUGGAGAUUUAUUUGUUGAAAUUUUGGCGAUCCUUUAAUUUUAGCAGUACUUAAGAUAUCUCAAUUUAUUAUUCCCUGAAAAUCUAGAGAUUUAUUUUUCUAUUAAUGAUCUGA